UGCCCGUGUCUGCUCCGGGAGGGAGGGACGGCGAUCCGCCAGGGAGAGGAGCUCGGCCUCAGGGAGAGAGACCGGGAGGGCGACAUGGCAGCCAACAUGUACAGAGUGGGAGAUUAUGUUUACUUUGAAAACUCCUCCAGCAAUCCAUACCUUAUCCGAAGGAUAGAGGAACUGAACAAGCAGACCGGCAGUGGCAACGUAGAAGCUAAGGUUGUGUGUCUGUACCGGAGAAGAGACAUUUCCAGCAACCUUAACGGUCUCGCAGACAACCAUGCACGAGAGUUUGAAGAAGACUCGAAGCAGCCAGCUCUGGUGGAUCAGGAACGGCACCAACUCAAACACAGAGAGCUCUUCCUGUCACGUCAGUUUGAGUCCCUCCCUGCCACACACAUCAGGGGGAAGUGCAACGUGGCUUUGCUAAAUGAGACUGAGCAGCUGAGCGAGUACCUGGAUAGAGAGGACUGUUUCUACUACUCAUUGGUGUUCGACCCCUUGCAGAAGACAUUGAUAGCUGACCAAGGGGAGAUUAGAGUUGGGCCCAAGUACCAGGCUGACAUCCCAGACAAACUGGCAGACGGUGAAUCAGAUAAUAGGAACCAGCAGAAAAUGGAAACAAAAGUAUGGGACCCAGAUAAUCCACUGACUGAUCGGCAAAUUGACCAAUUCCUGGUUGUGGCUCGAGCGGUAGGAACGUUUGCCCGUGCUUUAGACUGCAGCAGCUCGAUCAGGCAGCCCAGUUUACACAUGAGUGCGGCUGCAGCAUCUAGGGACAUCACACUGUUCCACGCCAUGGAUACGCUACAACGUAACUGCUACGACCUCGCCAAAGCAAUGUCAACUUUAGUUCCACAAGGAGGACCUGUAUUGUGUCGGGAUGAGAUGGAGGAAUGGUCGUCAUCUGAGGCUAUGCUUUUUGAGGAGGCACUAGAAAAAUACGGCAAGGACUUCACGGACAUUAGACAAGACUUUUUACCUUGGAAAUCAUUGGCCAGUAUUGUCCAAUUUUAUUACAUGUGGAAGACCACAGAUCGAUACAUCCAACAGAAAAGGUUGAAAGUAGCUGAAGCUGACAGCAAACUGAAGCAGGUCUACAUUCCUACCUAUACAAAGCCCAACCCUAAUCAGAUUGUAUGUGUUGGGACAAAAGGAGGAAUGAUGAAUGGAGCUACAGGAUUCCAGAAAUCUGCGGCUGGCCUAACCUGCGAGAGCUGUCACACCACACAAUCUCCACAGUGGUAUGCCUGGGGACCACCCAACAUGCAGUGUCGGCUGUGUGCAUCCUGUUGGAUCUACUGGAAGAAAUAUGGUGGCCUAAAGACACCAACAGCACUCGAUGGGGAAAAGUCACGACCUCCUUCAGAGCCCAGAUCAAAGGGGCCAUAUGGCCGCCAGGAUCCUCAGGGUUUGCUGUCAUAUAACAGCUCCAAACUCCUGGCCAAGAACCGGCAAACAUUCCUCCUCCAGACAACCAAGCUGACCCGCGUUGCACGACGGCUAUGUGAUGAUAUCCUCCGGCCGAGGAGGGCAGCAAGGCGGCCCUAUAUCCCUGUCAACAUCGGAGCCAUUAAGACUGAAUGUGCUAUCAGACUUCCAAAAGCAGCAAUAAAACCACUCAGGAUCCGGCCUGUGGCACGUCCUACAUUAGCUAAUAUCAUGAAAGAGUUGGGCGAAUUGGCUGCACGUGGUCCAGUGAAGCCAAGGAUUCUAAAAGGGAGUGAGACAAACCGAAGCAUCCUAAAUGUUAACCGCGGAAUGCUGCCCCUGCUGGGGAAACGCACCUUCAGCAAACAAAAUGGAGUUGAAAGAGCACCAAGUCCCAUCCAUGUAAGGCAGGUGACUGCUAGCCCCCAUUCAGCCAGUGGCAGACCCUUUUCUGCUGGGAUGAAGACAGAGCGAGGUGGCACUGAGCCAGCGUUUAAGCGACAGAAAUUGAACCCUGGAGAUGCCCCUGACCCGAUUGUCUUCGUGGCAACAGACCAUACCAGGAUGAUUCGGAAAGCUUUGAGCCAGUCGGAGAUGCGGAGAGCUGCACGUAGACCUUCUGUGCAAGUUAAAGUGAAACUCAUGAAUUCAGCUCGCUCAACUGGCCUAGCAGAGCCCAUCAUCCUGGAGGACUGACCAUACUGAUCUUAUACACAUGCACACACAGACCUGUCUGGACACACACUCUCAGACACGCAUGCACAGGCAUAUGUACACACAGAAACGUGUACAAAUGCAGAUUUUCAUGCACAUAAAACACAAAUGUGAGCAAGUGAACGUGCGUGCACACAUUUAAGCACACAGACACACAUAGCCCACACAUGGGCGCACACAGACACACACCUCCUUCUCAAAUCUUCAGGGAAUUCACAAAAACAGAAAGGAUUCUCACACGUUUUCCCACCCACUUGCCCCAAGCCUUCCCUUUCUGUAUUCUGACUGAACUGUGGGCCUGCAGUCACCAUCUGCUCCGCUGGUCAUGUGCAUAUCCAAGAAACACACAGUACGUCGAGCAAUGUAUAUAAACCCGACUGCCUCAUUCCAAGCUUCAGUUUCAGUUUCAUUGCCACUCCCAAAGGUAUAAUUGUGAACCCUGAAUUAUGAAAUUUCUUGAUGAUUGUGUUUUGGGAAAAACUUGUACUGACUUUUUUUUUAAAAGUACUGAACUGAAAGAUAGAGUUGCCCAGUUUGAUAUCAGGUUUAUUGAUUAUACAGUGAUAAUAUUUUGUGUGCUUUUAUUUUUUAUUUCUCUUGCUGCUUUUUAAACUAGUGCUUGUCCAGACUACCCAAGGAAGGUUCUCUUCCACAUGUUCGGUCAGGCAGCAGACAGUUCCAGGGUGUUUUGUUUUGAAAUUUUUUGUUUUAUUCUUUGGGCUGCGCAGUCCGGAAAUUUUUAAAGAGGUGAAAACGGACACAGAUCUUUCUUUUGUAUAAAAAAAAUUAAAAUUUGUUUUUUUUCCACUCUA
Molecule: messenger RNA, 2948 nt
Organism: Stegostoma tigrinum
Lineage: Eukaryota; Metazoa; Chordata; Chondrichthyes; Orectolobiformes; Stegostomatidae
Gene: mta2
Product: metastasis associated 1 family, member 2
Exons: 19
Coding region: 85-2118 (677 amino acids)
Biological process (GO): negative regulation of transcription by RNA polymerase II
Cellular component (GO): NuRD complex; nucleoplasm
Molecular function (GO): histone deacetylase binding; zinc ion binding; transcription coactivator activity
Source: RefSeq, a predicted model, not a curated record